This is a messenger RNA of Nicotiana tabacum (common tobacco), 1697 nucleotides long. RefSeq names its product RNA pseudouridine synthase 1. The record is from RefSeq and is a predicted model, not a curated record. Gene Ontology annotation, biological process: enzyme-directed rRNA pseudouridine synthesis. NCBI's taxonomy places the organism in Eukaryota, Viridiplantae, Streptophyta, Magnoliopsida, Solanales, Solanaceae. Gene Ontology annotation, molecular function: RNA binding; pseudouridine synthase activity.
UGUUAGGGGAAAAAGUUCCCUCAAAUGACAGUAAAGUUCCCUCUUGGUCAAAUACCUUUGCUCAGUUCAUCUGGCAGAAUCUUCCGACGCCAUCGAUUCAUCUCCAUCAUGGCGAACCAAAGAAGCUACUUUGAUUCAGCCACAGCGGCAAACACAAACUACCCAAUUCCAUUAUCUCCGCCAAUGCCUGACAUAUCUAAGGAAAUAGAGCCGCAUAGAGCCUUAACUGCUUCUUCAAAAUCCGCUCUUUUUACUCUUUCUAGAAGCCAUGUUAUCUUUGAAGAUGAAUGGCUCAUUGCGGUUAAUAAGCCCCAAGGAAUUUACUGUGAGAGUGUUUUGUCUUCACUCCCUGCUUUACUUAAAGACAAUGGGGCUAAUGUUUCCGAGCUUCAUUUAGCUAAUAGACUUGAUCGUGAUACGAGUGGUGUGAUGUUGAUUACUAAGUUGCACAAAGUAGCAGCUAAGUUUGUAAAAGCAUUUACAGACCAUAAGGUACGGAAAACAUACCUGGCUUUCUGUGUUGGGCUUGCUCCAAAAUGGGAAAAAAUAACUGUUAAAUCAGGUCAUGGCCGAUCAAAAUAUGGAGCUUGGCGUGUUUAUGCUGCAUCAGAUGUGGGCAGGAAACUGCCAGGUGGAUCACUUGUUAAAGACAUGGAGACCACUUUUGAAGUAUUAUCAGUGAACAGUGGUUUUAAAGAGGUCUCUGACUUACAAAAAGAUGAAGCUGUAGUCAUAGUUCAAGAGAAAUCAGUCAUUGGUUGUGACUUGAAGAACGAUGAGAUUUUGGUCAGGGCACGCCCUCGAAGCGGAAGAACACAUCAAAUUCGCUUGCAUUGCCAGUAUCUUGGAAUUCCUAUACGAGGAGAUGUACGAUAUGAAGGUGUCUAUGAUUGGAAAGGCAGCAGAUAUGAUGGUCAUGAUCUUCAUGCAGAAAGUUUAUCUUUUGAGCAUCCUAUUACUGGGAAACCAAUCCUGCUUCAGGCACCUCCACCUUCGUGGGCUAUUCAACCUUUAAGGUCUCAGUUCGAGUAAUGAUUGAGCUAGCAGUUUGAAAGCAUUUUGGGCUCUCUUAAACAAAUGAUUUGGAGCAAGACAGACCAAGAAAGAGUUAAGUUCAUAAUGGCUAUGAACUUAAUUUAUUCUGAGCUUUUGGGGAGAUGUUCUUUUUUACCCUGUAAUUAGUGACCUCAAAGGCAAAUGGCAAUACACUGGCAUCACUUUGCAAGUUGUUCCACAAGGGAUGGAGUUGCAGAAAAGAAGGGGUAGUUGUUAUUUUGGGUUGAGGUGUUUAAGUGGUGAGGGGGUUGCCAGUUGGUCAAUUCUCACUAUUUUCAUUCAUGUUUUAGGUUUCUGAUUUUCAUUAACAGGCUAAGCUUUGCCCUGGUCACUCCAUGCAAAAAAGGGUUGACAAGGAUUAGUAGAUGACUGCAGAAAUUGCUGGAGAGUAAAUAUAAGAAAUAGUUAUUCGCAUAUGGCGUUUGUACCAAACCAAGCAAUACUUUACUAUAUAUUAGAAGUGAGACUUUGGGUGUACGAACACUGCAAUUUUAAGUUGUACAAAAGGCAGUGUGCAUAAUACUUUAUAGUUGGGCUUACCUCAUUAGUGAUUUUACACGUGUACUGCAUCUUUGUUGUGCAAUAAACCAUGUUUACUUCACUAUUUCUGAUAUCUCCACGGCUCUCUGCAAUUUUCCUCA